CUUAACUGCGCAUGCGCUUUACGAGUUUCGGAUAUGAAAUGUCGUACCGUAAUGCUUUGAUAGACAAUAAUUUUUUUUCGUUCCGUUCACUUCGCCGUUCAACGAAUUUUUUGGGUAAGUAUAGUGUAAAAUACAGUAAAUAGAUAUUUAUCUGUAUUUAUUUUAAUAUUUAGGUUGCUAUUAUGAAUAGAAAACUACGCACCCUAUCGCUGUAUAAUUUGACUAAGCUUAGUCUAAUUUUUUUAUUUUUUUUUUAAGUUGAAGUUUUCGUAGUUUUACUGUAACUGUCCAAACUGGAGAAAGCGUAGUUUCAGUUUUGGGGGCAUUUUCCGAAGUUUUCAAAAACAAAAAUUAACCUACUUAUAUGGUAGUUUUAAAGGAAUAUAAUUUAUACGUGAAUAAAGUUUAAGUCUUUAUCUGACGAAUUAUCUUACUUUUAUCUCUUUAACACGAGUUUGAAAAGUAUCAGUUUUGACCAUUAAAUUAUACGGCGUUUUCGCGAGUAUGGUGUCUUACAAACGCUCGCGGCUGCUAAGGCUAAAGUUAGCAAAGAAUAUGAAUUUGAUUUAUAAAUAUUAACAAAAGUAGUAGGCCUUUUUUAAUAACAAUAAUAUUGACACAUAUUUUGUUAAACAUAGUUUACGUUUAGUUAGGCCUUCAAAAUAGGAAAAUACUAAAUAAAAAAUUAAGUUAUUUUAUUUUUGCGUGUUGUAGCAUAGUUUACGAUGACUUUGGAACUUCAUUUUAAAGUUAAAGUUAUUAAAACUAGCUGAUGCAUCCAUUGAGCUUCACAUAACUUUACUUAGUUAGUCCUUAUUUAUACACGUCAUGGGCGCCGCAGGUAGGGGCAAGGUGGGGCACCUGGAUUGAUUGGAUAAAAAAUGUUUAGACAAAAAUAGACACAAAAUUUAUUAAAGUAAAGAGAAAAUAAGGAGAAAGUAACUAAGCUGAUGUCCUGUCCGUUCGUUCACCAUACAAAUACGCUACAGUAAAUUAAAACUACAUUAAAACAUUUCUAAAAAAAAUUUGCCCCCCCCCCUGGAAAGUUAAUCUGCGGGCGUCCAUGAUAGUUAAAAAUUAAGUGAUGCACCCCUGUGCUCUAGGUAUACUUUGCGGUAUUAUAAGUUUAUAUUAUAAGCACAGUUUUGGGGGGGGGGGGGGAAGACUUCAGAAAUUUAAAAAAAAGUGGUUGCUUGGUCGCUGACCCAUUCCCCCUGUUUAAAAUCCGGACUAAGCCAUUACAUAGGAAUAUGCCUAUAUUAGUUUCUCUUCUGACCCUGUAUUAUUUCGUAUUAUUAUUAAUUUAGUAUCAGUAUAACUUAUAAAUAUAGUCAAUGUUAUAUACCUAAUAUAAUAAAUUAAUUCUAUUUAAUUUAACUAUUCAAGGUCUAGGGUAAAUAAAUGCACAACGGUUCUUUUGAGGACUGAUGAUUAAGAUAGCAAUCCUGAUUGAACAAGCCAUCACUGCUACUCUAUACUAGAUAUUGAACUGAACUGAGUCAAUCCUAAGCUAGUGGCUAGUGUACUGGAGUUCUAUCCCCAGAAAAUGCCUAGACAAGCAAAAACAUCACCAGCAUGCCGGGUAGAUGGAACUCGUUAACUUUGAAUGGCAACUCAACUUAGAGAAGGAAAACUAUGAAAUCAAACCCGGAGAUGGAGACCCGUAGACGUUAUGACAUUGACUCAAUGAAAAUUCCGACAAAUUCCUAUGACGUAGCGCACAUAAAGAGCAUAGUGAAACACACACACUCACUGCUGGUAAUCUACUGCAUCCUGAUCUAUAUCCAGUCGUCUUGACUAAUCUUGCCCUUGAAUCAAAUAGGCAACGACCCCUAAAUUUCAACAAAAUACAGCUCACGUCAAGGCUACUGCUCCAGUCUUAGGGAUCUUUAUGUGUACAGGACAAACAAAAAUAUUGAAAAUAUAUGAAUGAUAUUUGCAGGGCAGUUCUCGGAUGCCAUGAAAAUUAGGGGGAAAUGAUCAACAAGGAUAAACAACAAUCAUCUGAGACUUCCUCUAGUUUAACUUCAGUUUUUUCCCCUACCUCGGGUGUCCACUUUUGCAACUUCUUAGUCAAGUUCCCAGGUUAUGUGUAUCUUCGGAAAUAAAUAUGACUUACUUGUGAUUAAAAUGGAUUAUAUUGUAACUUUAUAAGUUGUUUGUUAUCCAACAUCAAGUACACCUUAUUCUUAUAAAAACCAACUUACUCAAUUGUGUGUGAACUCGGGGCCAGAAUAUUUAUACCGGUACAUACCUAAUUCAAAUAAUUGCUAUAGCAUUGGCAGUCCUUAGAGUAAGUACCGGUACUAUAUAAGUGCAUUUAUGUCCUGUUACUACAAAAAAAUUGUAUAAGCGUUUAGGGUCUCUCUUUUUUUUUACUCUUUAAAAAAUGUCCUGGAAUUUUGUAUUUUCUCCUGGAAAACUCCUGGAAUUUGUUUUUAGAUUUGGUGCAGGAACCCUGUUUUAUUAAGUUUAUAAAAUUUAUUUUGCUAUUGUCUUUUUAGGCAAGUUAUUUUAACUACCCAACAUUAGAUUAUUAUCAUUAGAGUCAUGGGUAUAUGUCAUAUCAAGGAUCAUAGUUAUUUUUCAUAAUAAGGAUCAUAUGUAAAUGUCAUAAUAAUUUAUUGAUAUUGAAAUUAAAUGAUAUAAAAGUGGAAUUUUUACGCAUAUUUCACAUAUCCUAGACUAAAGAUAUGGGCAUCUGAAUAGUGGGGCAUUGUUUAGUUUUCAUCUGAAGAUUUAUGUUGAUAUUAUCAAAUUAGAAUUUAAGAUCUUUAAAAAAAAUCAAUUUGGCUUGGGGUAGGUAAAUGGGCGAGCAGGUUCACUAUUUUCAUGUCUGCAUCUCUGUUUUCUACAGCCCUUUUUUCAAAGCAAUAAAAUAUUUGGAUGUUUGGUGUAACUGCUGAUUACUAGCCAAAACUUGACCCAUUGCCCCCUACUAUCUCAUAGAGAUAACAAAUGUUCAAACAAAUAAGGGAGUUGGGGGUGGGGUGUUUGUGCAUUCUGAGAGAACUGGUGAUAAAGGUUAAAUUAAGUACUGAACUACUUAUUACCUCAGUUCAUCAAUUUUUAAAAUUGCAUGCCUUUGUAUUAAUAUCCAUCUCCAGAAGGUAGGCCUUCUUUAAUGACUGUACUUGCAUACCAAUAAAAGAAGUAUACAGUUGAUUGUUUUUAACCAGUAUAACUUUGAUAAACUUUCCCUCUUUGCUUUAUCAGUGUUCAGUAUCAUUAUGCACAGUUGGAUAUAGUUUUAUAAGUGCAUUUUGACAAUAUUCGCUCUAAUUCAAGGCCCAUAUGCUUUGGGGCCGUUCACAUAGGCCUGUAUGAUAAAACACAAAAAUAUGACAUUCACCUGUACCCUUUCCCAUAUAAUGUUAUAUAACAUUUCCAUUCGAACCCCCCCCCCCCCCCCAAUAUUAUAUACAAUUUCUUGCAAAACCCACACACACUCCCCAAUAAAACUGAUCAGAGGCGUAGCGAGAGUAUUUGGCGCCCUGGGACAAGGAUCAUUUUAAAGUACCUCCCUUUCUUUUUCAACUCUCAAACCAAUUAUUUUCAUCAAUAAAAUCAAAGCACAUUUUGGCGCCACUAACUAGCUGGCGCCCGGGGACAUCUGGCCCCCUCCCCCCUUCGCUAAGUCUCUGAAACUGAAUAAAGUCCAGAAAUUUGUAAAUCAGAAAUGAUGAAAAAAUUAUUGUUAUAUAACAUUGCUCUCAACCAACCCCACUCUACAUACCAUACAACAAAGUGAUAAACCACCCCCUACCCCCUUCACGUUAUAUAAUAUGUGAACAGUCCUUUAUAGCCCAAACUAAGCAAAUGGAUUUCAAAAUGUUUAUUAUAGACUCAACUCACGGUCAUAUUUUUAUUUAACAUUAAAUGUAGUCUAUAUUAAAUAAUGUUAUCAAUUUAAAACAGCUAUUUUAUUCAACAUAUCCCAAGCACAGAUGGCUAAUCUUUUCCGAUCAACUUUGUCUCCUGUUGACAUCCAAUCAAUUGUUUUCAAGUUAUAUGGUCUGAAGGUUAAAGUGGUUAAAGAACUCAAUAGUUAUGAUGACCAGAACUUCCUCAUGGUUGCCGCACAAGAUUUCCCUCCACCUGAUUACCUGACCAAGUUCCUUAGUCCCCAUGGUUAUGUCAUAAAGAUUCUCAACUCCUUAGACUCGAGGAAACCCAUGGUUAUAGGUUGGUUAAACUUGGUGAUUUUAACCUAUUCCGAUACACAUUUUUCCUUCAACAUAAACCAAAAAGCUAACUUGAGUCACGCUUCUAAAUGACUUGUUGACAUAAGAGCAUUUAUUUUUCAAAAAUCAGAAACGUGUCUAUUUCAACCAAAAAAGAAACAACAAAGCUCCAAGGAAUUUUUUAUUUAAAGAUCUUUGGAGGUAAAGUUCAGAAUUUUUUUUUUUUUACAUGAAGGAAUAUCUUAAUUUUAAACUCUCAGGCCUAUGUAAAGUGUAAAAAUAAUAAUAAAAUAUUCCUUCCACUUCCAUGAAAUUUACCUACUUUUAAUUAGCAAAAGCUUUUUUUUUUCUAAUGAAAAGAUAACUUUUAUGCAAUUAUUUUUUGUUCUCCAGAAACUCAGAAUCAAAUAAUUCAUCACACUAAGAAAUCAGGAUACCCAACUCCUAGCCUAGUUCCAUGCAUUGAUGGUAGUUACCAGGUAGAAUUAGAACAACAGAGCACUAUACCAGGACCUCAACAUAAGUCACGUCAUGGUAAUAUGUAACACAUUUUUAAAUUAAUUUUAAUAUUAGUAGGCUAUAAUUUUAAAUUUCAUUAAGUCAGUAAGGUGAUCAUUUAAAAUCAAGUACCGGUAUUGUAUUUUUUCAAACAAGAGAAAUUCUGCAUAUUUUAAUUUAAUUUGAAUGUAUCACCUUUUUCUACAACUACAAUCAUCAAUGGUUCAGUGAUUUAAAAUAUUUAAUAUAGUAUAAGUUUUAGGAUGAAACAGUAUAUAAUUAUAGAUCUGAUUGCAAGCCAUGAUAACAAAAUACUUAAGACUUAAGACUUAGAGAAUGUGAGAAUGUAUAUAUCUUAUGCUUCUGACAAGAUGAUGACACAGUGAAGGAAAAGAAUAUUGUUAGAAUGUUUAGUUAUAUACCUGGAAAAACACUGGAUCAAGUGCAACUAACACUUCAACUAUGUUUUGAAAUUGGAUGGUAUGCUGCCAAGAUGGAUGCCAUUUUAAAGGUAUUGUUUAUUCAUCAGAUUACUCCGUUAUGGUGAGUUGAAUUAUUCAAUAAGUUGGGUUAUUGUUUUUUUUUGCAGUGGGUGUUUGUGUGGGGGGAGGGGGGGUAGUAUUCAAAAUGCCUCAAUGAUAUGAUAACCAGAAGAAAAUUUCCCCAGCGUUUCAUGGAAAAAAUAUGUUCAGUUUAUUUUCUUGCCUUUCAUUUUUGAGAACUGUUAAUUUGGGUCCUUUUAUAUUUUUAACCAUGGACUACUAAAGGUUGCCCCUGACCUUGGAAAGCGACUUUGGUUAGUUCUCUUCAUAUAUUACUCAAUUUAAUAACAAUGCAAGCGGAUGAAAUGAAGUAUAUUUGUAUGACAUGGCGUGCCAUCAGGGCCGGCCCUAACAAUUGCGGGGCCCUAUGCGAAAUGGAUUGCGCGGGGCUCAGUCUGAGUAGGGAUAAAGAUAAUAAGAGAAAAAUUAAGAUUUUGUAUUAGAAAAUAAAGUGCGGGGCCCACUGCGGCCGGAUAGGUUGUAAUGGCCUAAGGCUGGCCCUGCGUGCCAUUGCUCCUCAGUAUUUUUCUUUCUCAAAGAGUCCUAAAUUUGAUUUAGAAUUUAGUGGGUUGUUGUUUUUUUUUUGGGGGUGGGGGGGUUGCAGGUGAACUUAGAAAUAACAUGAGAAUAGAGAAUAUGUGUAAACAAAAAUUUUUUAAUUUGAUUUAGAAUUUAGAGGGUUGUUGUUUUUUUUUUGGGGGGGGGGGGUUGCAGGUUAAAUUAGAAAUAACAUGAGAAUAGAGAAUAUGUGUAAACAAAAAUUUUUUUCAAAGUUUUAUGCAUCAAAUUUGAAAAAAAUAAUAAUUAUAAAUAUUUUAUAGGCUCAUUAAUUAAAAGUCAAAUAAAUUGAAAUUAAAUUAAUAACAUUAAUUUUUUAAAUCCACUUUACUUUUAUAUUUUAUUGCAAGUGGAGAAUUACAAAAUUUUAAUUAUAGCAUGAACACUUAGAGGUGGAAAUAAUUUGAAAUAUACUGGUAAAAAAAUUGUCCUUAAAGACUGCAUAUUAUUAAUUUUUAUACAUUAAAUACAAGCAUUAAAUAUCUAAUAAUUUCAUUCUAUGCAUUACAGUGGUCAUCAAAGUUUUUUGGUGAUGCACCCCUACUGACAAUAAGAAAUGUUUAUUAUUGUCUCCUAGUGUUGGAACUUGUCUAGAGUAAAGAUUUCUCUUGAACAUUUUAUUUAAAGCUGACACCUCUAUGUUCACAGGACUUUCCAAUCAAUAAAUAUACAGUUUUAAAAGAAAUGACAAGAAAAUGGAAUAUGACAGAGAUAACAGAAUUGGGGAGCAAAAUUCCUGUAAUAAAUUUAAACUCAGAACAGAUGAAUUUGAUUACAACAGUGCUCAACCAGUUUGAAACCAAUAUUCUCUCCUGUCAGGACCAGUUUUCAAAAGGUGAAUUGUUUUUAAAUUUAUAAAAAAAAUAUGUCAUCUAUUAGGCCAUCAGUUAAGAAAAUAUUUUAGUUUAUUUUAUCACACAUGAAGGAGAUUCUAUUUAUGGUUAAAAUAGUGUCCAGAGAUAUGUAUUUUAUGAUAAUUCUUUUAACUCAAGAACAUUCAUCACAAGACAGAAUCAAUAGUCACAGUCUGAUUACAUGCUAUAUUUUUGCUGGGUCAUGACUUGUCUUUUCUGCUAAUAUGUGAGUGAACUAUUGUAAUUUUUCCUUUUAACAUAUUGAGUGCAUUGUCACACAGGCCUAUAAUUGGCAUGACAACAUGGCAAUAAGAGAAAUGUGCAUUUUAUGAGCCAGACAGAGUAAAUUAGAUAUGAGGACUGAAUAGUCAAUGUUUGUGGUGAUAGUCAUAGGUUAUAAUUUUUUUGAUCAGGAUGUGUAGGAUUUUUUGAGGCAUGUAUUUUCUAUUCUGAAUGACAGUAAUUACUUCUUAAGCAAAUUUGGACUGAAUUGCACAAUUUGCCAAGAAAUAAAGAACCUGAACUUUUAAACACUUUGUCGUCGUUUAGACUUUUUACUACGCAUCAGCCUGGUAGAGGGGGGGGGGGGGGGGGGGGGGGGGGGGGGGGGGGGGGGGGGCUAGGAGACACAAAAAGAAAAGAGUCCUAGAUUCUGACAUCGUUUUCUGUGGCCAUAGCAAAGGGGACCUACUCCUAUACAAUGUUCUAUCCGCCACAUCAAUUAAGUUUAUGUAUACUAAAUGAAUUGCACUUUAUUAAAGAUUACAGUAUUUCUUUACAUUUCUCUUCUGCCUCUGUAUUAUUUAGUAUUAUUAUUAAUUUAGUAUCAGUAUACUUAUAAAUAUAGUCAAUGUUAUAGACCUAAUAUAAUAAAUUAAUUCUAUUUUAUUUCACUAUUCAAGGUCUAGGGUAAAGUCUAGUGUCUUCGCAGGUGUUAGGUUAGGGUAAAUAAUUUUUUGGUAUCUGUAUUUAUUUAUUAGGACUGCAGAAUAUAAUAAUUUUUUUUCAAUUCGUCCAUGUUCAUAAUUUAUAACAAUAUUUACCGGUAACACGGAAUUAUUUCACAUUUGAUUUUCCAUUGCUUUAAAUUUUCUUAAAUUCUUAAAAAUUGUUCAUAAUCAUGCCUCACUAUUGAUCAUUACCUCUAAAUGUAAUUGCAGGAUUGAUUCACAGUGAUUUUAAUGAAUGCAAUAUUCUUGUCAACCAACAAGAUUCAGAAAAUCCAGUGAUUGCUGAAGAAUUCAAGACAUUCAUAACCUCACUUAAUUCUUUCUCCAAAGAUCUUAAAUUAAAAGGGGACAAGGAUGGUAAUGUAAAGUGCCACAUUUCAAAAGGAACUUAUCACAUCUGUGGAAUCCUUGACUUUGGUGACUGCACUCAUUCACUUUACAUGUUUGAAAUUGCCAUAGCCAUGACCUACGUGAUGCUCAACCAACAUGGUGUUGACCCAAUGGCAGCUGCUUGCCAUGUCCUAGCAGGAUACACAAAACAGAUGUCCCUGUCAGAUGUGGAGGUGCAGCAUCUUAAAUUGUGCAUAUGUGCCAGAUUGGUCCAGUCGUUGGUGAUGGGAUAUUUCUCUUUCUCACAAGAUACUGGCAAUGAUUACAUUCUAACACAUGCACAAAGAGUAUGGCCAAUAUUGAAACGAAUGUGGGAGGCACAAGAUUCUGAAGUUUACCACCAUUUUAAACAAUUUGUCCAUCUUCUUUGAAUGCCAAAGAUACAUUUUUCUGCAAUGAUGGCUGUGUUGCAUUUAAAAACCAACAAAAUAAAUAAUUUUUUUCUAAAUCAAUUGUUCAAUAGUGCUCAUAAUUAAACUUAUACUGUGAUGUGAUAUACAACUAAUUUGAUCAGUUUCAGUAACUUGCCAAGUGGACAAAGAGAAAUUACAAGACUUAGCUUUAACUAAUCAAAGUUGUACGCACUUUCAAGCUGAGAGAAUGCGUAACCAUGACUUAAGCUAUACCUUCUUUCAAAAC
Lymnaea stagnalis (great pond snail) is the source of this 8615-nucleotide messenger RNA. Lineage: Eukaryota; Metazoa; Mollusca; Gastropoda; Lymnaeidae. The record is from the annotation of a GenBank genome assembly.